Musa acuminata subsp. malaccensis (wild Malaysian banana) is the source of this 1526-nucleotide messenger RNA. RefSeq names its product B3 domain-containing protein Os11g0156000. Lineage: Eukaryota; Viridiplantae; Streptophyta; Magnoliopsida; Zingiberales; Musaceae. Gene Ontology annotation, molecular function: DNA-binding transcription factor activity; DNA binding. The record is from RefSeq and is a predicted model, not a curated record.
UCCAGGUAAAAGAAAACAACCCCGGUUGCCAGGAGUCGUCGAUAGACAACACUCCACGUGGAAUAUAAUUGCUUGGGGCUCACACUGGAUGGCUGUGAUGAGGACACGAGCGCAGCACCGGCUUCUGCAUACCACCACCUGACCAUUCCUCAUCAACAAUCCAUGGAUGUUCUGAUCGAUCAACCAGGCGUCUCCCUUACAUCUGUAGCCAGAUGUUGCUGCGUCGGAAGUUAUUCUUCACGGGCUAUAAAUGCAUGGUAAUAUCACUCGGACACCUUCAGCACCACCAACCGUCCACGGCCCCCGCCAUCUCUCUCCCCUCUUCUUUGUCGUCGCUUCCAGACUUGAGCCACUACCAAACACAUAUGGCACAACAUCACCCACAAGCUUGGUCUUGGAUAGAUCUGCACCACCAUUAUCAGCAUCUCUACCAAGCAGAGGAGGAGGAAUCAAUGGUUGAGAGAGAAAACAUGUUUGAAAAGCCCCUAACCCCUAGCGAUGUAGGCAAGCUCAACAGGCUGGUCAUCCCAAAGCAGCACGCCGAGAAGUACUUCCCCCUCGGCCGCGACUCAGGCGAGAAAGGCCUUCUGCUGAGCUUCGAGGACGAAUCAGGCAAGGCAUGGCAGUUCCGGUAUUCUUACUGGACCAGUAGCCAGAGCUACGUGCUGACCAAAGGGUGGAGCCGCUUUGUCAAGGAGAAGAGGUUAGAUGCAGGCGAUGUCGUGCUCUUUGGACGUCCACGGUUCGGGGGAGACCGUCUCUUCAUCGGGUGCAGACAUCGGUGGGCAAACGAGAGCCCGCCACCGGCUCACGCCAUGGCCGUGGCCACUGCUGCAGGGCCACGGCGGGCAGUGUGCCACCCUGAUCCUUGCUCCUGUCCAACGAGCACCUCAUGCUUCAGCUCGGUGCAGGAGGACUGUCUUCUUCUUCGUGCAGGCGAUCAGAGGGAUGAAGCAGUGCAGAGUGAGGCAGUGACACCUGCUAACUCGAAGCGAUUCAGACUCUUCGGCGUGGAUUUUGACUAUCGUCCGGCGCCUGAGCCGGAGCCUUCGAUCCCAAUCUCAUGGUUUUAGGCCACAGCGCAUGCCAGUCCAAGCCGACAAAUGCUUCCAGCUCGGUUGCUGCAAAGACUCGACUCACAAGGUUGCCUCAAUCGAGAAAAUAGGAUAAAAGGAGGAAGGCCACGUUCACAAGGUUCGAUUCACUUGUGAGUUCCCAGCAUAAGACACGAGAACAACAAAAGUUAGGAGAAGAGAAGGGGACAAGAAAUCCGCGGUUUUCCGUUUAAAUUUCCUUCGAAAAAUGCACUGUGCAGGGUCUGACGAAUGGGUGAAGUUUCAGGAAACGUCAGCUUGGCACUGUGACUCACUCUCGUUAAGUGUGUUGUUCUUCAGGAAAGGACUCCAGAAAUCACUGGCACCUUCUUCUUUUUAUUUUUUCUGAAGUUGAACAGGAAUCGAGUACAGUGUACAGUGUACACUCGACCAUCUUUAACUAGGCAAUAAACAGAUCGAUGUGUUGGCACA